Molecule: messenger RNA, 882 nt
Organism: Culex pipiens pallens (northern house mosquito)
Lineage: Eukaryota; Metazoa; Arthropoda; Insecta; Diptera; Culicidae
Gene: MED8
Product: mediator of RNA polymerase II transcription subunit 8
Exons: 2
Coding region: 103-852 (249 amino acids)
Biological process (GO): regulation of transcription by RNA polymerase II
Cellular component (GO): mediator complex; core mediator complex
Molecular function (GO): transcription coregulator activity; RNA polymerase II cis-regulatory region sequence-specific DNA binding
Source: RefSeq, a predicted model, not a curated record
UUUUUUAGCUUCGUGGUCAACAUUCGGAAAAUAAAAUCUAAUUUUUGUAGAUUUCCGUCUAAAAUUUUUGAUUAAAAAAGUUGGAAAAAGUUUGCCGCCACGAUGCAGCGCGAGGAGAAGCAGAUGGACAUGCUGCUGGAGGCGAUUCUGAGCCGGCUGAACGACCUGAAGCACUCGAUUGGGGCGAUGAUCCACCGGCUGGAGACGGAGUUCGAGACGAUCAAUUGGCCAACGUUUCUGGACAACUUUGCGCUGAUUUCCAGUCAUCUCACCGGUUUGGCAAAGAUCCUCUCGUCGGAAAUCGGAACUCCCCUUCGCAACCUGACGGUCCUCCCGCUGCUGCUCACCCCGGAACGUGACGAAGCCCUUCUUCAGCUGACCGAGGGUCGCAUUCCGGUCUUUUCGCACGAUCUCGUUCCGGACUACCUGCGCACGAAGCCGGACCCGGGCGCCGAGUCCCGGAUGGCAGCGCACGAGGCCAAGGCAAACAAUCUGCUCACGGAAACGGCCAUCAAACAGGUCGCCCAGUACACCAAGGUCAUUUCGCACGUUUGGGACAUUGUUAGCAAGGCGAAAGAGGAGUGGGACACGGAGGCGUCAUCGCGGCCAGGGAUUCAGCAGACCAGCUCGCUGGCGGACACGCAAGCGCUGGUGGCCGCGGUUGGGCUCGGAAAUGGACUGACGCUGCCGAUGGGACCGGGCGGAGUGCCCAAUCCGGGCCUGAUGAUUCCGCCGGCGAUUAGGCAGGCGUCGCCGAUAAGUGCGGUUUCGCCGGGAGCCGGAAUGGGCAAGAUGCCGUCGGGGAUUAAGACGAACAUCAAGUCCGCGAAUCAGGUGCAUCCGUAUCGGUAAGGGGAGGAAGGCCGGGCAGUUUGGACGCAG